GUGAUCUGCAAAUGCAACCGGCUAUAAAAGGGUCAGCCCGCCCGUAGUGUGGAAACUUCGUAUUACAUCGUUACUGAGUCAGGGUUGCUUUGAACAGCGAAAGAAAAAUGCAUCGAAAUAUUCUUCUUCUUUGCAUCGUGGGCUUAGGGCUCUUUGCCGAAGCCAAAAAACUCUCUACCCCAAGAGUGACAUGCAAUGGAGGUGUCUGUAUCAAAAAUCAUGGACGAUCUGGAAAGUUUAGUGUCAGUCGUGGCAAUGAAUCCGAGGAUGCCAUCAAUACAAUCACUAUAGAGUUUGACUCUAUCAAAGAAGUCGACGCCGAUGGCAACGAAGUUGGCACGACUGGACCUAAACUAGGCAAACAUGCGUUUAACUCUUUUGCUCCCUUGGACUUCGACUUCACCGAUGUUGUGGAUACCAAUUACAAGGGAAUCAGUGCCAAGGCUUUUAACUUCUCAGCUGAAAUCCCAGGUCCAAAUGCGACCCUGAACGUACCCAUAUUUUUCUUCUCCGAUAACGGGACAGUCAACCUCUGCGACGAUGAAGAAAUAACCAUUAGGAGAGGAAUAAUAAAGUACAAUAUCGAGUUGUUCAACUGGGAUUUCUGCAAAGCGGGAUCUGGAUGUAAAAAAGGAAAGAAAGAAGAAAUCGGGAAAUAUGUGGAUUUUGUGAUCACUGUCAAGAACAAAGGAAAGGGUAAAAAAGGAACCAAGAGCAAGAAGCAGGCGGGAAAGAGGCGCAAGGCACAGAAAUUCUAUUUUGGAAACUCGACCAGCAUUUCAUUUCCAAGCGCUCUUAUGUCUAACAGCAGUUGCACCCAAAUGCCAGAAGAUUACCCAAAACUAGAAACGAAAACAAGCAAGUAUUCUAUCACCUUCCGUUUUCCUAUGUUUAACGACAAAGCCGUCUACGAUCCAGCCAUUGAUGUCAUGCAGGGCUCAGCCUCCGAGCCCCCCGAGCCCUCCGAGCCGACGACUUCCACAACAGGACCAACUACAGGCUGCUCUAAACCUUUGCCAUCUUUUGCCGCGGUGCUGUUGUUGGGAGCUUUGUUCCGUCUUUUUUUCUAAGUAUAUAGUUAUCCUCAAUGGUGCUUCGAGAUUAAGCUUUUAAAGCAAUUGUGUUAAGUAGUUCACCCUUGUAAUUCUUUACGCGGAAAGAACAGUUUUGUUUUAGUUUAAAUUCCAAUAGAUCCCUCGAGCUCGCUUUGCGUACUGCUAUUCAUUUGUCAAAUUGAUAGUAUUCUAUCAUCAUCUUUUUUUUCAAGUUUCUGCAUAGUGUAAAGUACUGUGGGUAACUUGAGCUUCGAGUAAAACGCAUUAAGAGUAGCGUGAUUAUUUAUAAUUUGUGUUUUAAGUGUAAGACUAAGUUUGUUUUAAUAUUCAUUAUAUAUCAUAAGCUAAGUAUAAGUAAUUCCUUGCUUAAUAUCUUCCCUCCUUCCCUUUUUAUCUUUCUCCCCAUCCCUCUCCUAUUACUUACCCCCUAUCCUGAUACGUCUUGACAAUGCCUUACAACCAUCCGCUUGCUGAGGCUUCUCCGGGUAUCCCAUUCAGUCAUAAGUACCCAACCUCAACCUCAUUGAAGUUAUUUAAAAGUACACAGCUAAAGAUAUAAUGUAAAUGAAUGGUUAAUAAAUCGUUUGUAUAACUAAAAAAUAAUCGAGAAUUUCCUAUAGUGAUGUAAUAGUAGUAUCACUUUUUAGCUGUGUGAAUGUAUUUAGAUUAAAUCGGUUUUACUUA
Molecule: messenger RNA, 1739 nt
Organism: Actinia tenebrosa (Australian red waratah sea anemone)
Lineage: Eukaryota; Metazoa; Cnidaria; Anthozoa; Actiniaria; Actiniidae
Product: skeletal aspartic acid-rich protein 2
Source: RefSeq, a predicted model, not a curated record